CGCAAAAUAGGACUCACUUUUGAAUUAUGUUUUUGUCGCUCAAUAGUAUUGACUCAAUAACUCAAUAGUUAUUUACAAUUCAAUUCAUUAAUCGCUUCCUAAUUGUGUGAACAGUAAGCCAUUGAUUGCAAUGCAAAGUGAGUCACAAAACGGUGUGAAAGACGGCAACGAAAGCACAAAAUUAUUGCAAUUUUUGUGUCAAAUCGAGUCAUUGAAACACUUGGACCGCAAGGGGUGGACCAUUCAGGACAGGGAUAUCGACAAACCAGAGUCGGUCGCCGGACAUAUGUACCGAAUGGCCGUAAUGUCGAUGCUAUACGAGACGGACACUCCAGAUGUGGUGAUAGACCGGAACCGUUUGGUGCGAUUGGCGCUCAUCCACGAUAUGGCUGAAUGUCUGGUCGGAGACAUCACUCCAUUCGAUGGCAUAUCUGUCUCCAAGAAACACGAACUCGAGUUGAACGCUAUGACAUAUUUGGUGUCAUUACUUCCGGAAAAGACUUCGGAUGAGUUCAAACAUCUCUACGAGGAGUACGAGAGUCAACAGACAUCGGAGGCGAAGAUAAUCAAAGAGUUUGAUAGGUUUGAUGUCAUGCUUCAGGCCUUUCAGUACGAACAGCGAGAAUAUGAGACCAAAGGCCGAGUGAUUCGCUUCCAAGAGUUCUUCGACAGCGCUAUCGGAAAGAUCACAUCCAAACAAUUGGUCCGAAUGUGGGAUCAGUUGAACGAACAAAGGGCUCAGUUCUGGUCCAAAGUGCAAAGUAGUCAACAAAAUGACCACUGAUUUGAUCCGUUCAUUAGUUGCGGGUUUUGUGCAAAAUUUAUCCCAAUUUAAGGC
This is a messenger RNA of Oppiella nova, 838 nucleotides long. Lineage: Eukaryota; Metazoa; Arthropoda; Arachnida; Sarcoptiformes; Oppiidae. The record is from the annotation of a GenBank genome assembly.